This is a messenger RNA of Megalopta genalis, 981 nucleotides long. Lineage: Eukaryota; Metazoa; Arthropoda; Insecta; Hymenoptera; Halictidae. The record is from RefSeq and is a predicted model, not a curated record.
GGAAUAGCACAAGGAUAGUGUAAGCAAGCCUCUAACAGAGACAAUUAGGGAGAAUUUACACUAUAUAUAUCCACCAAAUAUUUACACAGAAGUUUUUGUGUUUUUUUGGUCAAAUGGUUUUGGAAACGUCUUCAGACGAUUUUGAAAUAGCUCUUUCGUGGCGGCAUUGAUGUGACAUUAGAAGUAGAAGCUGUUUUAUUUUGCUACAACAACCCAAGCAGUUUCGAAAAUUAAACAUUUGGAUCCACUAGUUCUUCACUGUCAACAAAUAGACUAUUUAUUUUAGCGAUGCUGACAAGCAAGAUAGUAUAUGAAAAUAACAAUAUACCUAACAGAUUAUAACAUCGGAGUGAUUUAGAAGAGGGUGAGUUGGAGGAUGCCAAUAAAAUCACAAGAGAGAUAAUUGAAAGCUUUGAAAAACACAUUGCUUUUGGAAUGAGUCCAGAAAAGAAAAUCAAAUUAGAAAAUCAGAAACAGCAGGAAGAAGAUUUUCUUCAGGAAGAAGAUAUAAUACAGUAUAUACCAGUAUGUGAACAGAGGCUGAGGAAUGGUUGUAAGACAGCAAUAGAUUUAGUGGAUGAUAGCAAUAAUGAUUCAGACAUAAUUAACAGAACUAACUUACAACAGCAAAUACAGCAACCAAUCAAUGCUGUUGAUAAAAAGUUAGUUGAAUUAUUAGGUUUAACAGAUGAUCAAGAAUUUCUGACAGAGGAUCAAUCAAUAAAGUUAAUUGAAACCUUAAAAUCCAAUUCACUUGAUAAACAAGAAACAAUAGACUCUCUAAUACGGUAUGGAAUUCACAUAAAUUAUCAAGUUCUUAACGAAAGUGUAGGAGAAAAAAGANAACAGAGACAAUUAGGGAGAAUUUACACUAUAUAUAUCCACCAAAUAUUUACACAGAAGUUUUUGUGUUUUUUUGGUCAAAUGGUUUUGGAAACGUCUUCAGACGAUUUUGAAAUAGCUCUUUCGUGGCGGCAUUGA